UGGAGAUGGCUCAGUCUAUAUAGAGGGACUGCAAACUGAAGGGGAAUUUGGACUGUCCCAGCUGUGAGCUGUACAGGUUCCAGUCUCUGCCUUCAUUUCAACCUCUGCUUAAAGUAAUUGGAUAUCUGUGACCUUUAAGUCAAAAUGUCACAAAAAGCAAUGAGUGAGGAUGAGAAAUUCCUUUUUUUGGACAAAGACUUCAUAAACAGUCCUGCAGCCCAGGCAGAUUGGACGGCCAAAAAGUUGGUUUGGGUCCCUUCUGAGAAACAUGGAUUUGAGGCUGCAAGUAUCAAGGAAGAGAAAGGUGAUGAAGUUCUGAUUGAAUUGGAGAAUGGAAAGAAAGCAACUAUAAGCAAGGAUGAUGUCCAAAAGAUGAACCCCCCCAAAUUCUCCAAGGUGGAGGACAUGGCAGAGCUGACUUGCCUAAAUGAAGCAUCUGUGCUGCACAAUUUACGAGAAAGAUAUUUCUCCGGCCUUAUCUAUACAUAUUCCGGUCUAUUUUGUGUUGUGGUCAACCCCUACAAAGCUCUUCCAAUUUAUUCGGAGAAGAUCAUUGACAUGUACAAAGGCAAGAAAAGACAUGAAAUGCCCCCUCAUAUCUACGCAAUAGCAGAUAAUGCAUACAGGAGUAUGUUACAAGAUCGUGAAGAUCAGUCCAUCCUGUGCACAGGUGAAUCUGGUGCUGGGAAGACAGAGAAUACCAAGAAGGUCAUCCAGUACCUGGCCGUGGUCGCCUCCUCACACAAGGGAAAGAAAGACACCACCAUCACUCAAGGCCCAUCUUUUGCUUACGGAGAGUUGGAAAAGCAGCUUCUUCAAGCCAAUCCCAUCCUUGAAGCUUUUGGUAACGCCAAAACUGUGAAAAAUGACAACUCAUCCCGAUUUGGUAAAUUUAUUCGUAUAAACUUUGAUGUUUCUGGAUUCAUCGUUGGAGCAAACAUCGAAACUUAUUUGCUUGAAAAAUCUCGUGCUAUCCGGCAAGCUAGAGACGAGAGAACGUUCCACAUAUUCUACUAUUUGCUUCAAGGAGCUAAGCCUGCAUGGAAGGAGGAUUUACUACUGGAAGGCUUUGGAAAUUACACCUUCUUUUCGCAUGGUUAUGUACCCGUUCCCUCACAGGAUGAUGGAGACAUGUUCCUGGAGACUUUGGAGGCCAUGGAAAUCAUGGGAUUCAAUGAAGAGGAACAGCUAUCAAUGAUGAGGGUGGUAUCAUCAGUCCUCCAGCUUGGUAACAUCGUCUUCAAGAAAGAAAGAAACACUGACCAGGCCUCCAUGCCAGAUGACACUGCUGCUCAGAAAUGUUGUCAUCUGAUGGGAAUCCAGGUAACAGACUUUACAAGGUCCAUCCUCACACCUCGCAUCAAAGUGGGAAGAGACCUUGUGCAAAAAGCCCAAACCAAAGAACAGGCUGACUUUGCAAUUGAAGCUUUGGCAAAGGCAACCUACGAACGUCUCUUCCUGUGGUUGCUCAGUCGGGUCAACAAAGCUCUUGACAAAACCAAGAGACAAGGAGCUUCUUUCCUUGGAAUUCUUGACAUUGCUGGUUUUGAAAUAUUUGAGGUCAACUCAUUUGAGCAGCUCUGUAUCAACUACACCAACGAAAAACUCCAGCAGCUGUUCAACCACACUAUGUUCAUUCUGGAGCAAGAGGAAUACCAAAGAGAAGGCAUUGAGUGGAAUUUCAUUGACUUUGGUCUAGAUCUGCAACCAUGCAUAGAACUUAUUGAGAGGCCUAAUAAUCCACCUGGUGUGUUGGCUCUUCUGGAUGAAGAGUGUUGGUUCCCCAAAGCAACUGAUGUCUCAUUUGUGGAGAAACUGAUCCAAGAACAAGGGAACCAUAUUAAAUUCCAAAAACACAAGCAACUUAAGGAUAAAACCAUCUUCAGCCUUCUUCACUAUGCUGGAAAGGUGGAUUAUGAUGCCACGUCUUGGCUAACCAAGAACAUGGACCCCCUGAAUGACAAUGUGACCUCAUUAUUGAACCAGUCAUCAGAUAAAUUUGUUUCAGAUCUAUGGAAAGAUGUUGACCGUAUUGUGGGGCUGGAUCAGAUGGCAAAAAUGACUGAAAGUUCCCUACCAAGUGCUUCCAAGACCAAGAAAGGCAUGUUCCGUACUGUCGGCCAACUUUACAAGGAGCAGCUGGGCAAACUGAUGACAACACUGAGAAACACAAGUCCAAACUUUGUCCGUUGUAUCAUUCCAAAUCAUGAAAAACGGUCAGGAAAGCUCGAUGCCCAUCUUGUUCUGGAACAGCUGAGGUGCAAUGGUGUCUUGGAAGGCAUCAGAAUUUGUCGUCAAGGGUUCCCCAACAGAAUCGUUUUCCAGGAGUUCCGGCAAAGAUAUGAAAUCCUCGCUGCUGGAGCUAUCCCUAAAGGCUUUAUGGAUGGUAAACAGGCCUGUGUGAUCAUGAUCAAAUCCUUGGAACUUGACCCCAAUCUGUACAGGGUUGGCCAAAGUAAAAUAUUCUUCAGGACAGGUGUCCUUGCCCACCUGGAAGAAGAACGAGACUUGAAGAUCACAGAUAUAAUCAUUGCUUUCCAAGCUCAAAGUCGUGGUUACCUUGCAAGAAAGGCCUUUGCAAAGAGACAGCAGCAGCUAACUGCAAUGAAAGUCAUUCAGAGAAAUUGUGCUGCUUAUCUGAAACUCAGAAACUGGCAAUGGUGGAGAUUGUUCACUAAGGUCAAACCUCUACUGCAAGUAACCCGUCAAGAAGAAGAAAUGCAAGCCAAAGAUGACGAGCUUAAAACGGUCACUGAGAGGUUCCACAGAACAGAGAUUGAAUUGAGGGAGAUCCAGAUGAAGCAUGUUCAGUUGACAGAAGAGAGGAACGUACUCCAAGAGCAGCUUCAGGCUGAGACUGAGCUAUUUGCUGAAGCAGAAGAGAUGAGGAUACGACUGCAAGCCAAGAAACAAGAACUGGAAGAGAUUCUACAUGAAAUGGAAGUCCGAAUAGAAGAAGAAGAGGAACAAACCCAGCAACUACAAGGAGAGAAGAAGAAAAUGUUGCAGCAGAUGCAGGACCUGGAGGAACAAUUAGAAGAGGAAGAAGCAGCCAGACAGAAGCUACAACUGGAGAAAGUGACAGCUGAAGCCAAGAUCAAGAAAUUGGAAGAUGAUGUUCUUUUAAUGGACGAUCACAACAACAAGUUAUCUAAGGAGAGAAAGUUGCUUGAGGAGAGAGUAAAUGACCUAACAUCUAAUUUGGCAGAGGAAGAAGAAAAAGCAAAGAACCUGACAAAAUUAAAAAAUAAACAUGAAUCUAUGAUCUCAGAACUGGAAGUACGUCUAAAGAAGGAAGAGAAGAGCAGACAAGAGCUUGAGAAGGUGAAGAGAAAGAUGGAAGGAGAAUCAAAUGACCUUCAUGAACAAAUUGCCGAACUGCAUGCACAAAUCGCUGAGCUCAAACAGCAAUUAGCCAAAAAAGAAGAGGAGCUACAGGCAGCUCUUGCCAGGUUGGAAGAUGAAACUGCCCAGAAAAAUAAUGCUUUGAAAAAAAUCAGAGAGUUGGAAGCACAUAUCUCUGACCUUCAAGAAGACUUGGAAUCAGAAAGAGCAGCAAGAAACAAAGCAGAGAAGCAAAAGAGAGACUUAGGUGAAGAGUUGGAAGCACUGAAGACAGAGCUGGAAGACACACUGGACAGCACAGCAACACAACAAGAGCUCCGAGCGAAGAGAGAACAGGAGGUCACAGUACUUAAGAGGGCAUUGGAAGAGGAGACAAGAACACAUGAAGCCCAGGUCCAAGAGAUGAGACAGAAGCAUACUCAAGCUGUGGAAGAGAUAACAGAGCAACUGGAACAAGUUAAAAGGGUUAAAGUCAACUUGGAAAAGAGCAAACAAGGUUUGGAGAAGGAGAACUCAGAGUUCACGAUAGAGAUACGAUCACUCAAUCAGGCCAAACAAGAUGUAGAGCAUAAAAAGAAAAAGCUUGAAGUUCAGUUGCAAGAGCUCCAGUCUAAGUAUACUGAAGGAGAACGGGCUAGAACGGAGCUGGCAGAAAAAUCCCAUAGAGUACAGGUGGAACUGGAAAAUGUCACUGUCCUACUCAGCGAAGCAGAGACAAAAUCCAUCAAAUUUUCCAAGGAUGUUGCAAGCUUGUCAGCACAGCUUCAGGACAGUCAGGAGUUGCUAGCAGAAGAGACUCGCCAGAAAUUGAAUGUGGCCACCAAGCUCCGCCAAGUAGAAGAUGAGAAGAAUAGUCUCCAAGAACAACUAGAUGAGGAAGCAGAGGCCAAGCAAAACCUUGAACGUCACAUCUCCACGCUGAAUAUCCAGCUCUCAGACUCCAAGAGAAAACUGCAAGAAUUUACUUCCACUAUAGAAUCAUUGGAAGAAGGCAAGAAAAAGUUCCAGAGAGAUGUUGAGUCCAUGACACAACAGUUUGAGGAGAAAGCUUCUGCUUAUGACAAACUGGAGAAGACCAAGAAUCGCCUUCAGCAGGAGCUUGAUGACUUAGUAGUUGACUUGGACAAUCAGCGCCAGCUUGUGUCCAACUUGGAGAAGAAACAGAAGAAAUUCGACCAGAUGUUGGCAGAGGAGAAAAACAUAUCUUCAAAAUAUGCGGAUGAGAGAGACAGAGCUGAGGCAGAAGCCAGAGAAAAAGAAACCAAGGCCCUAUCACUUGCCAGAGCGCUUGAUGAAGCAUUACAAUCCAAGGAAGAACUUGAGAGGGUUAAUAAACUACUUAAGACUGAAAUGGAAGACUUGGUCAGCUCCAAGGAUGAUGUAGGCAAGAAUGUCCAUGAUUUGGAGAAAUCGAAACGAACCCUUGAACAACAAGUUGAAGAGAUGAAGACACAGCUGGAAGAGUUGGAAGAUGAGCUUCAAGCAACAGAAGAUGCCAAACUUAGACUUGAAGUCAACAUGCAAGCCCUUAAAGCACAGUUCGAAAGAGAUUUACAAGCAAGAGAUGAGCAGAAUGAGGAGAAGAGGAGGCAGCUAGUCAAACAGGUUCAUGAGUAUGAAACAGAACUGGAAGAUGAACGGAAACAGAGGACAUUGGCAGCUGCAGCCAAGAAGAAAUUAGAAGUUGACCUCAAAGACUUAGAAGGACAAGUUGACUUUGCCAACAAAGGCCGGGAUGAAGCUAUCAAACAACUAAGGAAGCUUCAGGCUCAGACGAAAGACUUCCAGCGAGAUCUUGAUGAAGCUCGUGCUGCGCGAGAGGAGAUCUUUACGACUGCUAGAGAGAAUGAGAAGAAAGCCAAGAGCUUAGAAGCUGAACUCAUCCAACUACAAGAGGAUUUGGCUGCUGCUGAGAGGGCGAAAAAACAAGCCGAGAUGGAGAAAGAGGAGCUUGCAGAAGAACUUGCAGGAAGUGCAUCAGGAAAAUCCUCCCUCCUGGAUGACAAGCGUCGCCUGGAAGCCAGAAUUGCACAGCUGGAAGAGGAAUUGGAGGAAGAACAGGGCAACAUCGAGGGCAUGAGUGACAGAAUGAGGAAAGCCGUGCAGCAGGCAGAACAACUUACAAAUGAACUGGCUGCUGAGCGCAGCACUUCACAGAAGAACGAGAAUGCACGCCAGCAGCUGGAGAGGCAGAACAAGGAACUCAAGAGCAAAUUGCAAGAGAUGGAGGUCUCUGUCAAGUCCAAAUUCAAGUCCACUAUCUCUGCAUUGGAAGCUAAGAUCUCACAGCUUGAGGAACAGUCAGAACAGGAAGCCAGAGACAAACAGGCGUCAUUGAAAUCAUUAAAACAAAAAGACAAAAAGCUUAAAGAAGCUCUUCUGCAAGUUGAAGAUGAAAGAAAGCAGGCCGAGCAGUACAAGGACCAGGCCGAAAAGGGCAAUUUAAAACAGAAGCAACUAAAACGGCAAGUAGAGGAGGCUGAAGAAGAAACCCAACGUCUCAACGCUACCCGCAGGAAACUGCAGAGAGAGCUGGAUGAGGCCACUGAGAGUAAUGAUACGCUGACCAGAGAGCUCAGCGGACUUAAGAGCAAACUCAGAGGAACACAGGAUACUACGCAAUGACUAAGCAGGCGGGGAAAUGAACCAUCAGGGUUUGCCCCACCUAGACGAUCCACAGGGAACAGAAGAGCUAUAGAUAACAUAGCCGAUGGGACUGAGGAGGAUGCCGAAUCACGAGAUGCAGAUUACAAUGGAACAAAAGCAAGUGAAUAAUCCUACUCCUUAUCACAUCACGUGCCUUUGGACUCUGUCACAACUUUAUUUAUCCCCCUUCAAUCCAUGAGACGCCUGCAAGUGUUCAUGGCCUCUCUGGCAAUGAAGCAAAUUCUCCCUACUGCACGUGCACCAAGAUGGCGCCCAACUACUGCAGCACAGAAGCCAUGCAGAAGGUCCAACCACAAGUGAAGACAUCUACUCUCCACACAGCAGCUGUCACAGUGCGUUCAUGAGAUUGCCACCAGCACAGACUUGCUCUUAGAUGUCUAGGAUGAAGGUUCAGCUCCCCGAUGUCUACUUCUACAAGGAAAGCUGAACUUUUUGGUCACCCUUGGGCAGAUCCAACCAGUGCCUGCCCAGUGUAGCCUGAAAAGGCUGCAACAUGUAGAUGGUAAUGAGCAACUCACGAGGACUAGUUGAGAUUUCUCUAAUGAUUGAAAUUUACUAUUUGACCCCUUUCAUUCACUGGUUGACGCAAAGGAAAUGUUCCUAUUCUACAUCCUUUUAUGAUCCAGUGUGCAACUUUUUGUUUAUUCUGUCGAGAUUUUGUUUUUUCAUGCACCAAGUGCCUUUCUGUUCACCAGUAUUAAAUAUAUUUGUUUUAAAAUAAAUUCAGAUGUAUUCCACUGUUUACUUGUGCACCCUGAUCGUGCUAAAGCCACAUCCACCCUAAAAUUAUACAGCACAAGAUUACAUAGUAGUGACCUUCUGUAUUAGUUGCUCAUAUUCUAGGGGUAGGAUUAUUAGGCGCUUCCAUGGUUUGAACGGCAGCGGACUCUUAAUCCACCCCAUUGUGUUACUAAUGUCUAUUUAAAUGCAAUAACUUUUGAUUUGGCUUCUCUAAUAAAAUUCAAUGUUAUGGCAAACUU
Bufo bufo (common toad) is the source of this 6992-nucleotide messenger RNA. It is a transcript of the gene MYH11, whose product is annotated as myosin heavy chain 11. Bases 145 to 5970 code for a protein of 1941 amino acids. Gene Ontology annotation, cellular component: myosin complex. The record is from RefSeq and is a predicted model, not a curated record. Lineage: Eukaryota; Metazoa; Chordata; Amphibia; Anura; Bufonidae. Gene Ontology annotation, molecular function: cytoskeletal motor activity; actin filament binding; ATP binding. The transcript has 43 exons.